Messenger RNA from Pogoniulus pusillus (Red-fronted tinkerbird), 1866 nucleotides. RefSeq names its product centrosomal protein 41 (gene CEP41). Gene Ontology annotation, biological process: protein polyglutamylation; cilium assembly. Gene Ontology annotation, cellular component: ciliary basal body. The record is from RefSeq and is a predicted model, not a curated record. Lineage: Eukaryota; Metazoa; Chordata; Aves; Piciformes; Lybiidae. The transcript has 11 exons. The coding region runs from base 103 to 1209 and encodes 368 amino acids.
GAGCCCCGCGGGCGGCGGCGGUGAGGCGAGCCCCGCGGGCGGCGGCGGUGAGGCGAGCCCCGCGGGCGGCGGCGGUGAGGCUGCUGCGGCCCGUGAGGAGAGAUGUCGAGCAGGAGAAGCGUCGGGAACCCAGAGUAUUUAACCAGGCGCAUUCCUCAGAAUCCCAGAUACCAACACAUAAAAACCCGCCUCAAUACCGGAAGCAGUUUAACAAAGUACACUGAGAAGUUGGAAGAGAUCAAAAGAAAUUACAGGUACAAAAAGGAUGAGCUGUUUAAAAGGCUGAAAGUGACAACUUUUGCCCAGUUGGUCAUCCAGGUUGCCUCUUUAUCUGAUGAAACAUUAGAAGUGACAAAUGAAGAGAUCCAGAAGCUGGAAGAUGCUGAUUCUGCCUCUCCAGAUGCAGAAGUCACAGGAGGGACAAAUGGAAAAGGAAGCCCUGAUGGGACACCUAGUCCAGUCCUGUUCCUAAACAGCACAGGAGGCAGCGACUCCCAUCGGUCCACGCUGCAGAGUGUGAUAAGUGGUGUUGGUGAAAUGGAUAUAGAAAAAGAAGAUGCUCCAAAGAAAGUGGACACCCCAGCUAAAGACCUGCCCUAUCCUGACUGCCCCUUCCUGCUCUUGGACGUGCGAGACCGGGACGAGUACGACCAGUGUCACAUCAUUGGAGCACAUUCCUACCCCAUUGCAACACUGUCUAGAACCAUGAACCCCUACACAAAUAGUAUUCUGGAAUAUAAAAACGCCCAUGGGAAAAUAAUCAUUUUGUAUGACAAUGAUGAGAGAUUGGCCAGCCAAGCUGCCACAACCAUGUGUGAGAGGGGCUUUGAGAACUUGUUCAUGUUGUCUGGAGGCCUGAAGGUCCUUGCACAGAAGAUCCCUGAAGGCCUCAUCACUGGCUCGCUCCCCGUGUCCUGUCAGGUGACAGCUCCUCCUGGAUCUGCCCGAAGAAAGCCCUCCCUCAAAGUGUCACCCACACGUGCUGAGAACAAAUGGAGGUUUGCUGCAGAUGAUCUUCAGAAGAUCAAGUACUACCUGGAGGAGGAGCAUCUGCCUUCAGACGCUGCCAGCCGGCUUAGCCGUGGCUCCUCAGGCCGCGAUUCCAAGGCGACAAGCGCCAGGAGCAGCUCCAGCCUGCCUGCUGCCGCCGCAUCCCUCAGCACCCGCUCGCUCAGCAGGAGCAACCUCCAGCACAGGCCAUGGAAAUAAACAGAGCUCUCUUCUACUGGCUAAGUGUACGUGGAGCUUGUGGGAACCCCAAGCUGUGCAGCCCUUUUGUUCUAGGAUUCCACGGAGAAAAGCAGCUGUGGUUUAGAAGUGGCAGCUUGAGUAAGGUUGGGGGAGCUAAAGUGGUUGCUCCGUAGAACCAGGAAUGAUCUCUCUGGCAAGGCUGACCUUCGGGGGGAAACACCAGGACAACCUCAUUUUAUAGAAGGAAGAAACUGGUAGUAAAGCCUGGGAGCAGUAGAAACUGUGAAGCUUCUAGUUCAGACAGCUUUGUCUGUAACAUACUCCUUUGUUGUGUCCAAAACCACAGUCUGUGUGCAGGAGAAAACACAAGAAGGUAAAAACGGGGCCAGAAAUCACCUGGGAGCAAAAAUCUUGGUGUUCUGUAGCAGACAAUCAGCAACUUGCCAAAAUACUGGAGAGAGGAUUCCAUACCUUUGGUGGUGGUGGUUUUUUUUUUCUCUAGGGUUUUAUUUUUUGUUUGGGUGAUUUUUGGGGUGGGUUGGGAGGGUUUUUGUUUGAUUUUUUUUUUCAGUUGGUUUGUUUUGGUUUUGUUUUUUUUAUUAAUUUAUGUUAAUGAGGAGAAGUAUUUGUAAUAAAGAUGGUUUUUGGAAAUAGGGUCCAGUGUGGCACCACAAA